This is a messenger RNA of Bufo gargarizans (Asiatic toad), 2750 nucleotides long. It is a transcript of the gene MLIP, whose product is annotated as muscular LMNA interacting protein. Gene Ontology annotation, biological process: negative regulation of transcription by RNA polymerase II. Lineage: Eukaryota; Metazoa; Chordata; Amphibia; Anura; Bufonidae. The transcript is spliced from 10 exons. Gene Ontology annotation, molecular function: transcription corepressor activity; lamin binding. The record is from RefSeq and is a predicted model, not a curated record. Gene Ontology annotation, cellular component: sarcolemma; PML body; nuclear envelope. Bases 203 to 2728 code for a protein of 841 amino acids.
UGAUGUGAAUUGUUAUCUGAAGCCAGCUGCCUCCUUUCUGCCGGGACUCAGUACUAUUUGUGUGCUUCAUAGACCUAUAAUUGGAAAGCAGAGUUAACAAGAAGUUAUCUGCAGGACAGUUCGGAGUGCUGUGGCUUGAGAAGAACACUGAUAACCAACAAGGAACAGGAUGGGUUUACUUCACCAAGAGCUUACUUUUUAAAUGGAUUUUAAGAAGAAAAAUAAAUCCCUAUCUGAUAGGACUUUAAGACAGAAGAGUAUGGGCACAUCUUAUCAGUUUCAAGUGAUGGAAGCUUUGGGUUCUCCUGUUGAUAGUGGAACAAUCCCUGUGACUUUUACAUUUGUUCCAUCCGUUGGAACCCUUCCUUCAGAGGUGGUGCUGGCAAAGGAGUCAAAUUAUGUGCCUAAGAUUGUGUCUCACAAAGGAUCAUUGAUGCAAAAGGAGGAAAACAUUACCCCAUUCCCUUGUCAACAUCAUUAUAAGCCUCCAGCUCUUCCUCCACCACAGACUCCUCCCCCUUCCUCUUCCUUUAGUGGUAGCUCAUCAUCCUGCUCUUCCAUGAGACGUUCUCCAUGUAGGUCCCUAACAGCUACAGGGGAGCCUGCAAAAUGCCCUGAAGACAAACCUGAAAAAUUGACAGAGAGAAAAAUGCAUGAAUCACCUCAAAGUAUGUUGAACACAGCAGGCAAAGCAACAUCUCAAGAUAGUUUAAUGCAAACAAAAUCUGAUACAAAUAACCCAGAGAACAUAAACCAUAAAGAUCUAUUCAUUGCUGAAUUUGUUGUCGUGAUGGAUGAUGAUGAAGAUGAAAUAAUUACCAAAGAGUAUCAGACUCUGCCCUUCGAGGAAAGUAAACAUAAAUUCAGAGAGACACCACAACGAUCUUGGCAGCCAAAAGUAGAAGUAAAGGUUAAAGAAUUAUAUGACCACAGCUUACAAGAGAACUGCUGUGAUGUGGGCGAUCUAGGGACAAAGAAAAUAUAUCCUGUGCCUUCGGUUGUCCUAGACUCCUGUUCUACUCAAUUUUCAUACUCCUCAUACCCAGAUAAUACACAAGUAUAUAGAAGACAAACCACUAAUUCUGUCCCUACAAAUGUAUAUAAACCUAAUACAGCAGUUAAAGAUACAUUUCAUCUACCUUUAUUAUCACAAAAGACUAAAUCACUUCAUAUUUUAGGUACAGAAUUUCCAGUCAGUUCAUAUACAAGAAGAUCCCUGUAUUCUCCAACUGAUUUAGAAAUGUCAGAACACAAAGCUUCAAAUAUCUCUACGAGCGGAAGGCCCAAUGUAUUGUCACCUCUUCCUAUACAGGUUAUAAGAUAUCCACUUUGCCGUAGCCCCAGUCCAUUGAGCUCUCCUCACUUUGGCUCUUCUUCAACAAUAUAUAGUAUGAAUGAAAAUAUAUCUCCAGUACCAAAGCCAGAUGCUACUACAGCAGUAUCAUCACGGCUUUCAUUUUUAACUUCCUUACUAAAAUCGAAAAGGUCAUGUUUUAAAAGAACAAUAUCUCCUUACCACCAAUAUCAGUCUGAAGCUAAAACAAUUUCUCUUACAAAUUCUUAUUUUCAGAAGUCCUCCAUGAUACCACAUGCUCAUAGGAAAGCAAUAUCCUGUGUUUCACUUAACUAUCCAAGAGAGUCCAAAAUGCCCUACUUUCAAAGAAAAGCUGAAUUGAUGUCAUCAGUAUCAGAGUCAGAUAUAUUACAUGGUGAAUUUUCAUUCCACCAAAGUCCAAAUAGGGCACUUUCCCCAGACUCAAUACAUUUUAAGUCAUCUACAAGUGCACUACUUUCUCCAAAAGGAUCUGUAUCACCAUCUUCUCAACUGCUUAUUAGGUCAAUUACACCACCCAGCUUUAGCAGAGAGCAUAUUUUAUCCAUAAAUGAUAAACCUCCAAUAAGCAGAUUGCCACCUACAUGCCUGAAAAAAUAUUCUGUUCCUGGUAAAUCCAAAAGAGUUACAUUGUUUCCUCCUCCUUUACACAUUAACAAAUCACUGUGUCAGUUACCUGAUGAAAAGAAAAGGGAAAUGCCUCAUUUGAAAAAAUAUACAUCACCCAGGAUUCAUUUUAGAGCAACUCCUACUUUUUCGAGUAAGACUUCAUAUCCACUCAAUGCAAUGACUAGUUCCUCUAUAGAUAUUGAAAAAAAUCAUGGCCUUUACGCUCAUGCAGCCCUACUUUGCAAUAAAAAUAUGGCGACAGAUCAGGACACAUGCCAAUUAUUACACCCAAAUUACUCAUGUCAGGCUUUUAGUUCAGAAGAAUUAUCAAGAAAGAAUACACCACUUUGCUCAAUAUCUACUAACAUUAUGGCACAGCCAAAGUCAACUCUGUCAAGAUCAUGUGACCUGCCAUCAGGAAGUUCAUUGUCUCUGAUUUCUGACCUUGAAAAUAAAAAGUUAUACAAAAUCAAGUCAAGUUAUAAAGCUUUUGCUGCAAUUCCUACAAAUACAUUACUUCUGGAUCAAAAGGCAAUUGAUGACCCUCAAAUAAAUAGAAGAAAUAGUGAAGCUGAAGACAGAACAGAUGCACAUACUGAGAUGUGCUCCCCUGCGUUGCUUAGGCAACAGACCGAAGAAAUUUGUGCUGUCAUUGAUGAGGUGCUACAUGACCCAUUUCCCACGUCUUCUAACUCUGUAUCAAGAUCUCCAAAGCUGAAAUCUGAGAAAAAAUCUGGAUGUGUAAGUAUUGUGCAAGUAUAUAUAUGUAUGUAUAAUAUAAGUUGAAUCCCCAUAUAAACAAUGUAAU